Messenger RNA from Huiozyma naganishii CBS 8797, 2379 nucleotides. RefSeq lists its product as uncharacterized. Gene Ontology annotation, molecular function: protein binding. The coding region runs from base 1 to 2379 and encodes 792 amino acids. NCBI's taxonomy places the organism in Eukaryota, Fungi, Ascomycota, Saccharomycetes, Saccharomycetales, Saccharomycetaceae. The transcript has a single exon. The record is from RefSeq and is a predicted model, not a curated record.
AUGGAUAGUGCAGGUAACGUCCCAGGAACGAACGGUAAUAACGGUGUACAACUGGGCGAGAUGGAUCCAAGCCAUACUUUUGAAGGGGCCGGUCUACCUUCCGAAAAUGGUCUACACAUGUAUAUGACGAAUAGGGUGUCCCCCGCUGGGUACUCACUCGAAUCCUCGAUGAAACGCACUGCAUCUAUACAAAAGCCAAAGCGGAAACAGCCUAAAAAAUCGAGAAGUAAGAAUGCAGCGACAAAUAACACAGAUAUACACAAUGCAGGGAUGCGACAAGGGUUUACCCCGCAGUCUGCCUCCAUAAUGGCCCAAGGAGCCCCCCCAGUUGACGGUGCUACUGGCCGUGCUGAUUUUCAAUCACAGACACAACCGGAACCCGUGUACGAUCCAAAGUUGGUCGUUUCUGAUGCAAUGGCCGGAAACUCGAGGCAGCUUCUCUACGCACAUAUCUACAACUACCUAUUGGAGAAUCGACAUUACGACACUGCGAGACAGUUCAUCAGGGAGGCAGAUAUACCGAUCUCAAAUCCAGACGAGCCGUCGAACAACACAAACAAAAACUCCAGUAGUAACCAGAAUAAUAUAUCACAAAAACUGAAGAACCUGCCGACAGAUCAUCUCCUGAGGUCUAAAAUGGUGAUAAACUCACCAGACACUUUCUUGCUGGAGUGGUGGCAGCUGUUCUACCUCCUUAACGACUUUGUGGAAAAUUCACCCAUGGAUCUUCUUCACAAUAUUGAACACCCAAAGUUUGAUUACGUUCACCCAUUGUUUACGCCAGGGGAGAACACGAACAGACCAGAGGUAAACUCAAAUUCAUUCCCCAGUAUGCCACAAAUAAAACACAGCAGGUACCGCCCACGGGGGGACCCCCCACUGCCAAUGAACCAACAACCGGCACAAUACCCACAAAAGCCAUACGGGAACUUUCCAAACGCAGAAUUUCCGGGAAAACAUCCAAUGAUGAACACUUCUAUAGGCAAUGUGUACCGCCAAGGCUCCUCAGAGGGGAGCACGGACUCUGCCACUAUAGAGAAUAAAAGAGCAAGGAGCAUCAGGUCAAAUUCAACUGACAGUCAACAUACGGUCCCAAUAUCCACCGGCAAUCCAGGAAUUUCAUUAAACGCCCAGCAACAGCCGAAUAUACCAGCUGGAAUUCAGGAUCCGAACAAGAGGAUUCCCAGCGCUGGGCCCACAAUGAUGAGAAAUAGUGGACCGUUGCCACAGCAAAUGAGUAUACAGCAACAAAUACAACUACAGCAGAUGCAACAAAGCGCGCAGAUGGCUGGAUCCCCUGUCGCUUUUUCUAAUCAACAAGUACCUAACAUGGUCCCCAAUCAUCAAAGUCAACCACAACAGAGACCAACAAUGCAUCAACGACCCGUUCCACAGGGCCAAGUACCGCCGCCCCAACAACAUCAGCAGCAAAUGCAGCUUCAACAUCAACACCAGCAACAACAGCAACAGCAGCAGCAACGUUCAUCGACAUCUACUCUACCCCUAACACCACACCAGCAACAAAUGUAUUAUGCUGAGAUGGCAAACAUGAUGAAACAUCAAAGACAGCAGCAGCAACAACAACAGCAACAGCAACAACAGCAGCAACAGCAAAUACUACAGCAUGUCCAGCGCCAAAAGACAGCUGAUAAUCCAAGAAAUGCUGCAGCUAUCAUGCAACAAAUGUUUGAAAGAAUGAACGCAAGAAAUAUGCCGAAUAACAGCAAUGGUGGUGCUGAUAUGAAUGCAACUCAUAUGAACCCGAACAUGCAGCACAUGUCCGACCGGGCAAAGUCUCAGUACGCUCCCACUGCAACUUCUGUUUUUGCGAAUCCUAACAUCGGGACCCCAAACAUGGGUGGUGGCAUGAACGCUGCAGAAAUUCCUAAUUUUCCAAACCCCGGUUAUCAGCCUGGGAUGAAUAUGAACUUGGAAUCGGAGGCUAUAGGUGACUCAAGCAUACAACAGCACUAUGAAUCGAUGUUAAAAAAAUGGUUAGCACAACAACAACAGCAGCAGCAGCGACAACAGCAGCAACAGCAGCCUUCACUUCCCAACCAAUCUCGUAUGUCAUAUGUCGACCAAAAUGCGCAUAUGUUUGGUCCUGCGACUAACAUGCACGAUAUCAAUAAUAAAAACAGUAGCGGAAUGUUACCCAUGAAUAACUCUUAUAAUAACGAGGACAUCGAUCUCCAGCUGUUCAAUUUUGGUCACUUGAACUCUCAGGUGCUGAUGAAUUACAAAAAUGGAGUCUCAAAUAGUUACGGUAACAACAGUCCACAUAACGCUACUACUGCUGCUACUAAUGAUGAUGAUAAUGAUGAAAAUAAUAAUAACAUUAAUAAUAAGGCCACCACUAAUAAAAACAAAAAACAGUAA